CUGGAAAGCUCAGCUUUGACAUCUGCGCCAGCUGCAUCAGCUUGAGCGCGGCCAACUUAGUGAAAGCCGGUUCCGGUUUGGUCAUUUUUCUAAUGACCGGCUGCGUACAUAGACGCGUAAUUAUUGAAGAUUUAAAUCGGAAGGCAUCGAGCGCUAUUGGGAAAUUUUUUAUUGUCUUUGCUAUUAUUUGGAUUGGUUUUGCUGCCUUCAAGGCCUUGUUUCUCGCUUCGCAGCAUACCGCCAGUUUGCUUCGGCCAAGUGCCGCAGCUUAUCCAGCGGAGCACCCCUGCAGGCCAUUCUCGGCCAGCGGAGCACCUCUCCGGCCCUCACGGCCAGCGGAGCACCCCUGCACCGGCCCUCUCGGCCAGCGGAGCACCUCUCCGGCCCUCACGGCCAGCGGAGCGCCUCUACAGGCCACUGCCUGGCCAGCGAAGCGCCUUUAGGUGCCAACUUUAACUCUCAUCUCAUCUUUGCUUUCCUGAACAUCAGCGACCAGAUCGCUUACAUAUAUAGUGUGUGUGUGUGUUAAAGUGAAUUUAUGAGAAAUUAAAACCAAAUCUGAAAAGUUUAAAAUGAUGCGCUACAUUGUAUAAAACAAAAAAAUAGUGAAACAAUAUGAUAGAGUAAAAGCUCAACAGUGUAGCGCCGCUCAGCACAAGUUAAAAUGAAACAUGUUGAGAAAAAUUUAGUAUAGCAAAAAUCGCAGA
Molecule: messenger RNA, 707 nt
Organism: Drosophila nasuta
Lineage: Eukaryota; Metazoa; Arthropoda; Insecta; Diptera; Drosophilidae
Exons: 3
Coding region: 93-443 (116 amino acids)
Source: RefSeq, a predicted model, not a curated record